Messenger RNA from Enterobius vermicularis (human pinworm), 300 nucleotides. The record is from the annotation of a GenBank genome assembly. NCBI's taxonomy places the organism in Eukaryota, Metazoa, Nematoda, Chromadorea, Rhabditida, Oxyuridae.
AUGCCAGGCGAGCAGGGACUGCCAGGAAAUCCGGGAGCGCCUGGACCUCAGGGGUUGCCAGGGCUAGCAGGGGAAGACGGUACUCCAGGCUCUCCUGGGAUACCUGGGCAACCUGGCGUAGAUGCCGAGUACUGCCCGUGCCCGAAACGGACAAAACCGUACUCCAAAAUUGAAACUACUACUUUGACUGGUAUUCCUCAAAAGGUUCCAGCUUUUAAACGGUCCUUCACUGGUCAAAGACGUCAAAGGAACUCAAAACGUUUCAACGCUCGAGUUUAUCAAAAGCCUCAGCAAAUUUAG